Molecule: messenger RNA, 267 nt
Organism: Caenorhabditis briggsae
Lineage: Eukaryota; Metazoa; Nematoda; Chromadorea; Rhabditida; Rhabditidae
Exons: 2
Coding region: 1-267 (88 amino acids)
Source: RefSeq, a predicted model, not a curated record
AUGUUCAUAAUACAAAGGCCAGUGUGUGAUGGUGGUAGGUCCAUUGUUGUUGCUGCUUCUGACUAUUUCACUUCCUUUUCAUCUCUUCAAGUUCCGUGGGAACGAGUUCCGUGGCAACAUGUACUCAAGGAUAAUAAUAACUGCGCUACUUUGCGAUGCAUGUGGCAAGGAAUUGGAAAACAAUGUAAAUCGCCCAAGCAUACGUGUUGCGCCAACAAAAUCACUAUGAAGCUAUGUAUAUGUAUGCAUACCCUCUCAAGUUUCUGA